AAAAUUGGCUGUGACGGCAUCAUUGGCUCUUUAGCCAAGGAGGACCGCUGUGGUGUUUGUAAUGGAGAUGGACAUUCCUGCAAAAUAGUGAGAGGAGACUUCAACCACACAAAGGGAAUGGGCUACAUCGAGGCUGUGGUUAUCCCUGCAGGAGCUAGGAGGAUCAAAGUAGUGGAGGACAAACCUUCACAUAGCUUUCUGGCCUUAAAAGACUCCAGUAAGAGAUCCAUCAACAGCGACUGGAAGAUUGAACUUCCAGGGGAGUUUGAGCUGGCUGGGACCACAGUGCGCUAUGUUCGAAGGGGACUGUGGGAGAAAAUGUCUGCCAAGGGACCCACUAAGACUCCCUUACAUCUGAUGGUGCUGCUCUUUCAUGACCAGAGCUAUGGGAUCCACUAUGAGUACACAGUGUCUCUGAACAAAACUCAGGACAGGAACAGUGAGGGACAAAGGGAACCAGAGUAUCUCUACAUCUGGACUCACAGCAGCUGGCAAGACUGUACUGUUCAAUGUGGAGGAGGUGAAAGGAGGACUGUAGUUUCCUGUAUUAGGAUAGUCAAUAAAACCAUGGAGGUGGUCAACGAUAGUUACUGUCAGCCUGAGAACCGGCCACAGCCCCAAGUACGACUCUGCAACUCUCACCCCUGCCAGUACCGGUGGGUGACAGGUGAGUGGGGAUCCUGCUCUGUCACAUGUGGUAAAGGCCUUCAGCAGAGGGAGGUGGUUUGUGUUUAUCACCUACAGAAUGGCUCAUUCAUCAACACCAGGGACCUGUACUGCCAAGGAGGAAAGCCUUCUGUUCUACAGGGCUGUGAGGGCCGCCUCUGCCUCACAGUGUGGGAGGCUUCAGAGUGGUCCAAGUGUUCAUCAUCCUGUGGUCAAGGUGUUCGCAAACGGACAGUGUCGUGUACAAACCCUCAAGGUCUUUGUGAUCCUUUGUCCCAACCAACUCAAGAGGAAUUCUGUGAGGACUACUCCAAGUGCUAUGAAUGGAAAACUGGAGACUGGUCCAAGUGCUCGUCAUCCUGUGGGAAGGGCCUGCAGUCACGUGUGGUCCAGUGUAUGCACAAAGUGACUGGUCGUCAUGGUAACGACUGCCCUGUGACACUGAGACCGCCAACCUACCGCCCAUGUCACCAUGGUACCUGCAAUGAGAAAAUUAAUGUGAACACCAUCACCUCCCCUAGGCUAGCUGCUCUGACCUACAAGUGCAUGGGGGACCAGUGGACGGUAUACUGUCGCGUAAUCCAAGAGAAGAACCUCUGUCAGGACAUGAGGUGGUAUCAGCGCUGCUGUGAAACCUGUAGGGACUUUUAUGCCAAGAAAAUACUGCACAAGAGCUAAUGACCAAACGUACCUAUUUUCCUCCUUUGUAAAUGUUUUUAAUGUUGUUAAAUGUUGUAAGGAAAAAAAAAACCUUUUGUAUUUAAAAGAGAAAAU
Messenger RNA from Stegastes partitus (bicolor damselfish), 1440 nucleotides. RefSeq names its product ADAM metallopeptidase with thrombospondin type 1 motif, 17 (gene adamts17). Lineage: Eukaryota; Metazoa; Chordata; Actinopteri; Pomacentridae. Gene Ontology annotation, biological process: proteolysis; extracellular matrix organization. Gene Ontology annotation, cellular component: extracellular matrix. The transcript has 9 exons. Gene Ontology annotation, molecular function: metalloendopeptidase activity. The record is from RefSeq and is a predicted model, not a curated record. The annotation marks the transcript as partial.